Molecule: messenger RNA, 948 nt
Organism: Penicillium nucicola
Lineage: Eukaryota; Fungi; Ascomycota; Eurotiomycetes; Eurotiales; Aspergillaceae
Exons: 4
Coding region: 1-948 (315 amino acids)
Biological process (GO): carbohydrate metabolic process
Source: RefSeq, a predicted model, not a curated record
AUGCAUGUUCUCCCUUUGGUGGCAUUCCUCCCUCUCAUUCUUGGAACAAUAUCCUCAGCGCAAAGUGCACUAUCCAAGGCAGAAACUGCCCUCGAUGUCUUGCAGACAUGGUAUAAUGGCAGCACAGGGAUAUGGGAUACAUCUGGGUGGUGGAAUGGAGCCAAUUGCAUAACAACUGAUGGCUCCUACGAUGACGACUCCUGGUGGGCACUCGCCUGGAUCGCAGCAUAUGAUGUCACCAAGAAUCAAGAUUACCUAGACCUGGCGAUCGGCAUCUUUGACCAUCUGACCAACAACGGGCCAACCACUUGCAGCCGUGGCGGAAUCUAUUUGGAUGAUAACCACAACUAUGUGAAUGCUAUUACUAAUGAGUUAUUCCAGUCUGUCGCUGCACAUCUGGCGAACCGCGUGCCAAACAAAGAGAAAUACGUUGGCUGGGCUCGACGCCAAUGGAAAUGGUUCCAGAUCAGCAGAAUGAUCAAUGACCAAGGCAUCAUUAAUGAUGGACUAACAGAUUGCAAGAACAGCGGACAGCCUAUAUGGUCCUACAACCAGGGCGUCAUUCUCGGUGGCCUCGUUGAGUUGGAUCGAGCUGCUCCCGAUCCAUCAUACUUGAAAGCUGCGUCCAGUAUUGCCAAAGCUGCCAUUGAAACACUAGCCGACUCGAACGAUGUGAUCCACGACACAUGCGAACCAAAGAUCUGUGAUGCGAACGCAAGGCAGUUCAAGGGAAUCUUCAUCCGAAAUCUUAGUCUCCUGCACCGUGUCUCACACAAUGAUGAAUAUGUCAAAGUUAUUCGAGCAUAUGCGGAAAGCAUAUGGACCCAUGGUCGGAACAGCACCAACAAUCAGCUGGGAGUGGGUUGGGCAGGUCCGAUCACAAUAGUCGAUGCGUCCACCCAUAGCUCAGCAAUGGAUGCGCUGAUAGCAGCGAUUGCCAUUACCUAA